UUUACAAUGUUUUAUGUUUAUCGGUGGUAUAGGGGUAAUUAGGAUUUUUUAAUUUGAAUCACAAUGGCUUCGUCUGCCAAGAGUUACCGGAUUCUGUCAUGUCUUAAAAUCCUUCUUGUCAUAUUUACUGUGUUGUUCUUAUGCACUGGGGUCGUCUUUCUGGCAACUGGAAUUUACGCUUUGAUGACGUUGAGCGAAUACAACAAACUGACACCCAUGGUUGACCUUUCGAUGACCCCUAUCGUCCUAUGCGCAAGUGGUGGAUUCAUUAUAAUAUCUGGGUUGUUUGGAUUUGUAUCGGCGUUCAAAAAUAAUAAAUGCAUGGUGAAUACGUAUGGCUGUUUGCUUGGUGUUAUUUUCCUUGUCGAAAUAGCUGGGGGGAUACUCUCAAUCAUAUAUAUCAACCAAAUACGAGAUUCGUUUGAAGUUGGGUUCCGACAAACCAUGCAAAACUAUUACAGUUCAAAUCAAGCAUUGAUGGAUAAAGCACAAAUAGACCUCCAGUGUUGCGGAGUGUAUUCCUACACAGAAUGGUUUAAUACUACAUGGCGAGAUAACACAGAGCAAUGUAACGGCAUCAUUACAAGAGCAAGAGGAGACAACUUCAGUUCCGUGCCCAGUAGUUGCUGUAAGAGCUCUCUCGCGUCGUCUAGCGGCAACGAAACAUUGUCCGAAAACAGAUCGCCGGACGGAGUUUGUUAUUGUGGCGAACAAGCGGAUAUUGUGAACAUUAACACGCAAGGAUGUGUAGCCGUAAUGUUCGGCAGCGAAGGACAGACUUUAUACUAUCUCAUAUCAGCUUGCUUUGGCCUUGCCGCCUUGCAAGUCAUCGGCAUUUGCCUUUCUCUUUGUAUCUACCAACAGCAGAGGCGAAUCAGAGCUUCAAGAAGGCAUUACUGAAACACUAAACCAGAUGUUAACAGCGCACACGGAAGAUCUUACAACAGCAACCACAGAAGACGAGCAGAUCGUUAUGGUUUACAUACAAAUUAUAUAUAAUACUAAUAACACUUCAGUUUGUUAUUUAACUAGUUUUACGUUGUUCAUGUUGUUGUUUAUGAUAUAUGGUCCCAUAGAAGUUUCGUUGUGUAUAGUAGUGUGGGGUAAGAUGAAUAUGGUUGGCAUAUAAUGUCCCAAAUUUCCUAAUCGUGUUUUAAACAAUUAACAACGCUAUUUUAAAGUCGAGAGGAUAUGGUUACAUAUUGCUUGCUGUAAAUAAUUUUCUGUAAAUAAAUUUAUUACCAAAUGAGACGAUAAAAUCGAAUGAAAAGAGGGCCAUCUUACCCCACCUGCCGUAUAAACACUUAUAGCCAACUGACCAACGUAACCAGCGAUGCAUGAAAUGCAAAGUGUAAAUAUUCAACGCAUUUGAAUGCGCAAUGCUUGCAGACAUACGUAGCUAUCUUGGUUGGAUCAUGUUUGCGAACGAUUGUAUUGUAACUGCGCACAUAUAGGACUGCGCAUGUGGUACUGCGCUCACUGCGUUGCGCACAUUAAAACAUUAUUAGCAUGUGCAAUCACGUGGUUGGAUGGAUUAUGAUAAGGGCAUUUUAGCUACAAAUUCAAUUUAUUGAAAACUAUAAAAAAAUUCCAACUGAGAUCUGAACUGCGUGUGUAUUUCCUAUAUGUGCGCAAUUACUAAACCGCUUUGUAUAUAACUUGUUAUUCCUUCGUAAAUACUUUGCCAUUGUUUUGGUACAAUCAUAUUUUCUGUACUGGUGUUUCUGUUGUUUUAACUUUACAUUUAAACUUGAUUUAAAAUAAAAUAAAUACAACUUAAUAUUAAA
Molecule: messenger RNA, 1787 nt
Organism: Ciona intestinalis (vase tunicate)
Lineage: Eukaryota; Metazoa; Chordata; Ascidiacea; Phlebobranchia; Cionidae
Product: tetraspanin-6-like
Cellular component (GO): plasma membrane
Source: RefSeq, a predicted model, not a curated record